Molecule: messenger RNA, 6673 nt
Organism: Mesocricetus auratus (golden hamster)
Lineage: Eukaryota; Metazoa; Chordata; Mammalia; Rodentia; Cricetidae
Gene: G3bp1
Product: G3BP stress granule assembly factor 1
Exons: 12
Coding region: 144-1541 (465 amino acids)
Cellular component (GO): cytosol; ribonucleoprotein complex
Molecular function (GO): mRNA binding
Source: RefSeq, a predicted model, not a curated record
GGAGCAGCAUGUUGGGCUGAGCGUGGCUAUAUAGCUGGCGGCGGGCACGCGUGCCGCGGCAUCGCGCUAGGGACGCCGCCACCUAAUCCCGCGCAGCAGCCCUGUCCUCCCGCUCAGCCGCGCAGGUUGAAUCGACCAAAGCAAUGGUUAUGGAGAAGCCUAGUCCCCUGCUGGUCGGGCGGGAGUUUGUGCGACAGUACUACACCCUGCUGAACCAGGCCCCGGACAUGCUGCACAGAUUUUAUGGAAAGAACUCUUCCUAUGCCCAUGGGGGCUUGGAUUCCAAUGGGAAGCCAGCGGAUGCGGUCUACGGGCAGAAGGAAAUCCACAGGAAAGUGAUGUCACAAAACUUCACCAACUGCCACACCAAGAUCCGCCACGUGGAUGCCCAUGCCACUCUGAAUGAUGGGGUGGUGGUCCAAGUGAUGGGGCUGCUGUCUAACAACAACCAGGCUCUGCGCAGGUUCAUGCAGACCUUUGUCCUUGCUCCUGAGGGCUCUGUUGCUAACAAGUUCUAUGUUCACAACGACAUCUUCAGAUACCAAGAUGAGGUCUUUGGUGGCUUUGUCACUGAACCUCAGGAUGAAUCUGAGGAAGAAGUAGACGAACCUGAAGAAAGACAGCAGACACCUGAGGUGGUGCCUGAUGAUUCUGGAACUUUCUAUGAGCAGACGGUCAGCAACGACUUGGAGGAGCAUUUAGAGGAGCCUGUUGUGGAGCCAGAGCCAGAACCGGAGCCGGAGCCGGAGCCAGAACCUGUGCCUGACAUCCAGGAGGACAAGGCUGAGCCUGCGUUGGAGGAAGCUGCUCCUGAGGAUGUGCAAAAGAGCGCUUCCCCGGCCCCAGCGGAUGUUUCCCCAGCACAGGAGGACUUGAGGACGUUUUCUUGGGCAUCUGUGACUAGUAAGAACCUUCCUCCCAGUGGGGCUGUUCCAGUGACGGGGACACCACCCCAUGUGGUAAAAGUGCCGCCUUCACAGCCCCGUCCAGAAUCUAAGCCUGAAUCUCAGAUUCCACCACAAAGACCUCAGAGAGAUCAGAGAGUUCGAGAGCAACGGAUCAAUAUCCCUCCUCAGAGAGGACCCCGGCCAAUCCGUGAGGCUGGUGAACCAGGAGAUGUGGAACCUCGAAGGAUGGUGAGGCACCCUGACAGUCACCAGCUCUUCAUCGGGAACCUGCCACAUGAGGUUGACAAAUCGGAACUGAAGGAUUUUUUUCAAAAUUAUGGGAACGUGGUAGAGCUGCGCAUCAACAGUGGCGGGAAGUUGCCCAACUUUGGUUUUGUUGUGUUUGAUGAUUCUGAGCCUGUUCAGAAGGUCCUUAACAAUAGGCCCAUCAUGUUCCGAGGCGCUGUCCGUCUGAACGUGGAAGAGAAGAAGACGCGGGCUGCCAGGGAAGGCGACCGCAGGGAUAACCGCCUUCGGGGACCCGGAGGCCCCCGAGGUGGGCCGAGUGGCGGGAUGAGAGGCCCUCCGCGCGGAGGCAUGGUGCAGAAACCAGGCUUUGGUGUGGGCAGGGGGAUUGCAACUCCAAGGCAGUGAAUUGCUUGGCCCAGAUCUCCACACAGCACACAGCCCUGGCUCCUGCAGAAUGGUGAAUUCCUUCAACCAGCCUUUGGUGUCUUGGAGUAGUCUAUUAUAAACUGCUCAAGUUUGUACAAUUUUAAUUUUGCUUGUGUUCAUGGUGUGUGCCCCCCACUCCCCCCUUUCCUCCCCUGACCUUUUAGUCUUUCACUUCCAGUUUUCCGGAACGAUACUUUAGGAGGAGUAGGGUUUUAAAGAAGAGGAGGGAGUCUCACCUUCCUGCUCACGCUGCAGAUAAAGACUGGAGUGUGACGGCCAUUCCCCAAAGGAGCGCGUCUCACUUCUCACUGACAAUGGAUGUUUCAUUUGUUGGGAGACACAAGAUUUGAUAAACAUUUUGGAAGCAGGAAAAAUCCAUGUUAUCUGUCAAGAGUCACGACUCCUUUCUGGUGUGGAAAAAUUGCCUUUGGGCAACUGCCACUGGGUCCCCCCUGGUGUGGCUAACUGAAUAAAAGGUGUUUCCAGAACUUUGUUCUUUUGACAUGUGAUUACCAAACAGUUCCAAACCUCUGUUUUUGCCAUUGGAUUUUAAAUUGUGACGUAGCCUGUCAAUGUCUAGAACGCAGCUAAGGAUUUUUGUUGAACUGUUAGUUUUUUUGAGGUAGAGUUUUUCAUGUUUUAUUUGUAUUUGUAAAAAAAAGAAAAAAAGGACAAAAAAUCCCCGCAAGAAAACAAACCCCAAAUCUGAUAACAAAACCAAGCAAAACUGUGCCUUCUAUUUAUCUUUGAUUCCGGUCCUGGCAAUUGUUUAAAGAAAAGUAAUAAAGAUUCUAGAUUUGUUUUCAGAUUCAGAGUAUGUGGGGGAACUGUAGAAUUUUUUUGAUCACGUGUAUGUGUCGUGUUAACAUUGUUCUGCCUUAUCCUAAAAUCACGCCUCAGACUGGAUCGCUUUGGAGGAAGGUGCUUCUGUGAGGCCUCUGACCUCAGUGGCUGACGGGCCGCGUCCUACUCUGCUGUCUAUCGGGUUCCUGAUUGGCCCCUCAGAAGGAAUUGGCUUGAAUCUUGGACUUAGCUAAUGUGCUCCAGGGUCUGCAUAUUUUUUUUUCUUUAAAUCAUAGCCAUAUGGUAAAUUUUCUAUUUUGUUACGGUUCUCUUACUGAUGGACAUGCAGUGGGUAUUUCAUGGAAAAGGCCAAUUUUUAUUAAAAUAUUUCUGGAAGAAAACUUCAUCUGGCAAUGUAGACUGCUAAAACUCACUUCACAGUGUUGUGUUGAGUGCUGUGUAUGAAGUGGGUGAAGGUUUUCUCCAUAUAGCCUCGGUGUAUGGACAACCAGAUUGUCAAAUCUAACUUUUCCUAAUGUUAUUUGUGUGUAUGAGUGUGUGUGUGUGUGGUGUGUUCACACAAGGGUAUACCACAGCGUACUUGUAGGAGUCAGAUUGGGUGGCAGUCCUUAUAGUCCACCCUGUUUGAGACAGUCUUAUUUUUCUUUGCAUAGGCCAGGCUAACUGGCCUGUAAGCCACAGGCAGUCCAGGGACUGCAGAUGUGUGCCAGGGCUGGCUUUUCUGUGGGUUCUGGGGAUUAGAGUCAGAUUUUCACACUUGCACAUACCGUGUUUGUCAUCUCUCCUGUUCAUUUUGAAAAUGGUCAUGGAUAGGUAAGUUCUAGUUUGGACGAAAAUGAGAGGUUAUCAGUUUGGGCUCAGUACCUCACAGAUCUGAAUAUUGGCAGCAUCUACAGGUGAUGACUGACUUACGGUCAGUUUAAAUAUCUUCAUUUGUUUCAGGCCAGUGAUUAUAGGAAAGGGUUCAGCAGGUAUUUUGUAUAGAUUACAUAAAGUGUUGGAUGGCGCAUGGCUUUAAUCCAGCACUCGGGAGGCAGAAGCGCGUGCGUCUGUGAGACUAACCUGGUCUAUGAAGCAAGUUCCAUUUUAGCCAAGGCUGCAGAGUGUGACCUUGUCAAAAAACAAAGGCAGCCAAAGAGAGAAAAAAGGUACCUCAGACUACUUCUGAAAAACACUGAAGCAGUGUACGUUGGCACAGGCCUGUAGUCUCAGAUAAUAGGCCUUGGGCACAGGAAAAUCUCAAGUUCAAAGCCAGCCUGACCUAUGAAACAUCUGUCUCGGUAACUCAGUAAAUCUAAAAAUGAUUUUCACAAUUGAGUACUAAGUCAAAUAGAAGGUCUUCCUAGCCAGGAGUACUAACCCAAAGAGGUGAUUGGCGUUUGGCUGUGUAAGUUGAGGUGUCAUGGGAUCAUGGCUCUGCCCCUUACAUUCUUUGUGACAUCUGGAUUGAUCUGAAAAAUAAAGCAAUCUCCUGUGGGUACAGGUAAUGGUGGUGGGAUUGGCAGAUGGAAGGAAGUGCUGUUCUCCAGCCUCAGAUAUGUGACCUCUACUGUGCAUGGGUGUGUUCAUGCAUGUGUGUGUGCGCCCUAAUUGCUUCUGACAGGUUAGGGAAUUACUUGAGCCCCACUUCACAGCAGUGGGGUUGGGAUAGGGGUGCUUUGAGAGGGCAUGGGCCUGACAGGACUUGGUAGCACAGUUGGCACUGAGAGUGAAUGUCAGUCUGCCAAUAUUGGUACCUUGUGAAGCCUAAACCACAGCUUAGAGGCACCCACGGCCAUACAGAAAGCACAGGGUCUCUGUAAGUGACUGACCCUCAGCCUUCUCAGAUGAAAUUAAGAUCUGUAGGGGUGACUCAGUGCAUAUAGUUCUUUGCCAUUGAGCAGGGUCUUAACCAGGACUUGUAUUUUAGUCAAGUUGAGUCCUAGUCUUUUAUUUAUGUGUACAUGAGUGCAUGUUUGUGUGAAUGUUUGCCAUGUGUGUGCAGGUGCUUGGGGAAGUCAGAAGAUGUUGGUGACCCCCCUGGAGUUGGAGUUAAGGUGAGUGGGCCCUCCCAUAGAGGUGCUGGGAACCGAACUCGUGUCCUGAAAGAGCGGCAAGAUGCUCUUAGCCACUAAGCAUCUCUCUCUCCAGCCCUGAGACUCUGUUAGAAGUAAGUAAAUCUUAACCAAAACUGUUUCAUUUGCUUUCAUGGUGAGGUAGUAUUCCUGCCUUCUUCAGUCUCAGCUGCUGCUGGGGAGCCAGUGUGGGUUGGAUAGUUAAAAUAAGGGCCCGAGGCACAUACUUGUCCUGGUGCACAGAAGGCUGGGUGAGAGAGGUUUGAGUUCAAAAUCAACCUUGAUUAGAAAGCAUGAACUUGUCUCAAACGCAAUACAACAGAAAACAAGUGAACCCAUUUAAUUUUCAUGUCUACCUUGUGGAUUAUGGCACAGUAACAAGGGGAGGAGAUGGCCUGAAGCAGUUGGAUGAGCAGGCAGGGCUUCUGUGUGAUGUCUUCUGUGUUUAACAGGAGCCCAUUUCCAGCUGGGAGCUGGGUAUUCUUGAGCGGGAUUACCACUGCACAGACCUGAGUUGUGGCAACACUCAACAUAGCGCCCUGUUCCUUUAGGAAAGUAAGCUCAUUGACUGCCUUCUACUGACCUGGUGUUCCGCCCCCACCGCCCUUAGGGAUGGAUACAUUUACUAUCUCAGCAAGUGGUUUUUUGUAAGGAGGGUAGGGAAGAGUACAAGUGUGUGAUGUGUACAUGUCUGUAUGGAAGCCUGAGGAUAACCUUUAGUUUUCCUCAGGAGUCAGCUACCAUGUCUUUUGUUUGUUUUGAGAUGAUCUCACUAUGUAGCUCUAGCUGUUCUGGAACUUGAUACAUAGAUUAGGCGCCUCUUUAACUCAGUAACAUCUCCCUCUGUCUGUCAGAAGUUGCGCCUGGGCCAUGCACUUGCAGUCUGAGUAGGUGUACAGGGAGGCACCUACGAUGAAGUCCCUAAGUGAUGGCUGAGCUGGUGGUACCAGCACACUGGGCUCUACCUUGUUUUGUUUUUUAAAUAAGUCUUUUCACUGGGACCUGUUCUCACUAAGCUAGGUGGCUGGCCAGUGAGCUCAGGGGAUCCUCCUGCCUGCCUCCCCAGUGCAGGGAUUACAAAUGUGUCCCAUGACACACAGCUUCUGUCUUCUGCAGAUUGAACUCAGGAUCUCAUGCUUGUGUGGCAAGUACUUCACAGAAUGAACAAUCUCUCUCUAAUCUUGCUAAUGUGAUGUUUUAAUAGCUGAAACUCAGCUGUCACCUUCUCUGAGGUCCUUUGGCAUUCUAUAUUUGGUAUGUUGGUGCUUUUAGUUCCCAGGAGCAGGGUUUUGGGUAGAAACACCACCCUGUUGUGUUCCUGCCAGGCUAUGUGUGUUCUGCGGUAUGUAUCAACGACAUGCUAUUCUUUUUUCACUUGACUCACUUGUGGGGUGAGGCUCUAGCAUGUGGAAUGACAAAAAUCCCCAUAAUACUCCUGGACAUGCUGAGCCCAUAGCUUCCCGUGCCUUCUCUUCCCUGAACAUGUAUGUUCCUCUGUCUCCAGUCCCAUCACUCCCUUAUGUUUUUGUCAAGACUCAGUUCACUGUUAAGAAUUGUAAGUGAACAAACUCACCUCCCCCUUCAUUUCGUUUUGUCCCUGUUCGAAGUUCUGUCCCAUUCAUCAUCCUAAGCAGUGUCUUCCUAGAUGACUCUCAUGGUUCAGCCUGGAGUCAGAAUUAGCUGUUUUACCACCGUGUUAAGUUCUUAGGGAACUGAGAACUGAUGCUUAAUUCCUGUAUCCCACUGGGAGGCACCUACCUUGAAGUGAUGGCUGAGUCUGUGGCUGGAGAUAGCCUUCAAUCAAUUUCAGAUUGUGUGACAUUUCAGUACAGGAGAUUCUUGGGAGACUGGGGGCGAGAGGGGGCAUUCAUGAGGAGGAAGUCCCGGGUCUAAGUAUUCUUCCUGGGUGUCCUUAGUCCAUUUUAGGCAUUGUCCCUGCAGAACAACUGUUUUCUCCCUUGUUUACUCAUGCUCCACCCUACCAGGAGUGAGUGGUCAGUUUCCCUCCUUGCUCCCUGCAUCCAGUCUUCAGAAAAGUCCCAUCAUGCUACCUCGACAGACUUGACACCACACUUCUCCCACCUCCGUUUCAUGGGUCUUCGCCUCUUUAGUCUUUCUGAAACAGCCCUGGCCUUGUAUCCCACACAUGUGCUGUCUCACUACCCCCAUAGACUGUAAGCCUUUUGUGGCAGGAUCUGUCCGUCACCUUUGUUAACCCCCAAUGGUGUCCACCAAUAAAUAUUCUUGACUAAA